AAAAAAUGUGGAGCCGGUUGCGUUCAGAAGAGGGGCGAAGGACAAAGAUCUAGACGACGAUUUCCAAGGCUGUUGAAGAUCUAAACAAAGAUAUCCUGGGCUGAAGUGCGGAGUGCGGAACCGGAGUCACGGCGGCGGAUCAUGAGUUGAUAGAGGAGUUGUGGUUGAAUCGUUGAUGGUGACACGCUGGGUGUGCAAUGAUGAAACAAGUUCAAGAUGUUUACCGGAGGCUAUUGCUGCUGGCCACGUUGAUUGUGGGUGCCCGAGCAACAUGCAAUGCCAUUGGUGGGACGCCAACACAGGAUGGAACCGUUCUAAAGGGAGAGAGCGGUGCGUCUAAGUUUACCUGGAUACUGCCCACGUACAGUAUAACACAGUGCAACGUGAAGAUGUUGGGAUUUGAAGUCAUCCACUCAAGUACUUCAAACUGUAAUUUCGUUGUGUCAGUCUGGAACCGUGAUACACAGGGGAUAAAGCCGAAUGAGUACAUACUAGAGUACGUGGCACCCACUGUGCCCAUGCCUGCUGCAUCCGGUGCCACACUGUUCAGCUAUAACUACACAAGCAGUACCAGGCGAACAUUUCGCUAUUCCAAGACAGUGUUCAUUGGCAUCACCACGAAGCAGUCAGCAUGCCGUGUAUUGGGAAGCUCUACAUCAGCAGACGGUGCGAGAUAUGCAGACGGAGAAUACAAGCUACCUGGAGUUACAAACAAACAUGAUUUUGUAGAAAUAACGAGAACUGAUGUGUCACUACGUGUGCUCACGGAAGAUAUCGACGAGUGCGCAGCCACCCCAUCCCUGUGUACAUCCUACACAAACAAUGUGUGUAGUAAUACAUUUGGAUCAUACAGUUGUGUAUGUAAGAGUGGAUACAGUGGAACGGGUGGUGCUUCUGGUACUUGUAGUAAUGUAAACGAGUGUUCCAGCAGCAGCAGCAAUGACUGUAAUCUGUACAGUAACACGGAGUGCUCCGAUACUGUCGGCUCAUAUCAAUGUCCCUGUAAGACUGGUUAUAGUCCUGUGUCUACAAUAGCACAACCAUCAGCUUGCCGGAAUAUCGAUGAAUGCAGUACAUCGUCAUCAUCAUUGUGUCCAUCAACCAAGAUAUGCGUGGAUACCCCAGGCUCGUAUAUUUGCCAAGGUGAGUAAUUAAUUGAACAAUGA
Messenger RNA from Sycon ciliatum, 1166 nucleotides. RefSeq lists its product as uncharacterized. Gene Ontology annotation, molecular function: calcium ion binding. The record is from RefSeq and is a predicted model, not a curated record. Bases 198 to 1151 code for a protein of 317 amino acids. The transcript has 3 exons. NCBI's taxonomy places the organism in Eukaryota, Metazoa, Porifera, Calcarea, Leucosolenida, Sycettidae.